UAUGUUCUGUGUGCGAUGCUGCUCCCUGCUUUUGUCAGCAAUGGUCGGGCCCUGUUUCCUUCCAGCUCGGCGGCUGCUUCCGGGAUACCAACAUGGGGGCGUGAGAGUGGCCCGGGGGACUGUCACCCUCCCGACUCUCUUCGAAGCGGCACCCGUCUCCUUAGGGAGCGGCCGACGGCGGGUGCCGGGUACAUGUUCCGGGGGGCUGAGCCCAACCCGAGCAGACCUCCGGCCGCCAGGAAGAGCUGGCAUUUCAGUAAGACUAUGGAAGAACUAGUUCACGAUCUGGUUUCAGCGCUGGAGGAAAGUUCAGAACAAGCAAGAGGUGGCUUUGCUGAUACAGGGGAUCAUUCACACAGUGUUUCUUGUCUUCUAAAACGUCAGGCCAGAAAGCGAAGGGGCCGAAAAAGACGUUCAUUUAACACCCAUCCGUGGGAAACUGGUCAUUGUUUAAGUGAAGGCUCUGAUUCCAGCCUUGAAGAACCAAACAAGGAUUAUAGAGAGAAUCAUGCCAAUAACAAGAAAGACCAUAGUGAUUCUGAUGAUCAAUUGCUGGUUGCAAAACGCAGGCCAUCUUCAAAUUUAAACAAUCUUAGAGGCAAAAGGCCUCUAUGGCACGAACCUGAUCUAGCAGUUGACAAUUUAGGAAACAGGACUUUGCGCAGAAGGCGAAAGGUGAAACGAAUGGCAAUUGAUCUACCUUCGGAAGUGACAAACACACUGACUUUACCUCAGCAGCAUGAUAUUAGGGAUCAGGAAAUGGACAAUGACAACAGAUCUUGCCAGCAUCAAGAACUAAUAAAGAGCAAAGUUAAAAAAAGAAAACUCACUGCAAGUAGGCAAGGACCGGAAAUUUUGGAUGAAGGUGUAGUCAUAGAAAAUGAUGAAAUCAACCAGUCAAGCAAGGAUAAAAUGGAAUAUGAAGAACAAAAGGGCUCGGAUGAAAACAUGAGUGACAGUGAAUCCAGCAGCCUGAGCAGCAGUGAUGCUGGUUUAUUUACCAACGAUGAGGGAAGACAAGGUGAUGAUGAGCAGAGUGACUGGUUCCAUGAAAGUGAGCCUGGCGGUGCCUGUGGGAUUACUGGGAUCAUUCCCUGGUGGGAAAAAGAAGACCCGGCUGAACUGGAAAAAGAGUUGCCUGAUCCAGUCUUUGAAAGUAUCCUAACGGGCAGUUUCCCUCUUAUGUCCCAUUCAGGCAAGAGAGAUUUCCAGACAAGAUUUAGCCAUCUUCAUGGAAUGCCAGCAAGAAGCAUUAAAAAAGCUACAGGAAAUUCAACAGCAAUGGCAAGACUGAAGAUGAAUCCAGAAAACAUCAAGAUUACUAUGCCAAGCUCCUGCAGUAACAAGAAAGCCGUGCAUUUGUCCCAGGAGUCUCAUCACCAUGAGUAA
Sphaerodactylus townsendi is the source of this 1389-nucleotide messenger RNA. It is a transcript of the gene GPATCH2, whose product is annotated as G-patch domain containing 2. The record is from RefSeq and is a predicted model, not a curated record. The transcript is spliced from 7 exons. Lineage: Eukaryota; Metazoa; Chordata; Lepidosauria; Squamata; Sphaerodactylidae. The coding region runs from base 16 to 1389 and encodes 457 amino acids.